Trichomycterus rosablanca is the source of this 2826-nucleotide messenger RNA. It is a transcript of the gene cald1b, whose product is annotated as caldesmon 1b. The transcript has 15 exons. Gene Ontology annotation, biological process: actin filament bundle assembly; muscle contraction; angiogenesis. Gene Ontology annotation, molecular function: actin binding; calmodulin binding; myosin binding. Bases 1 to 2826 code for a protein of 941 amino acids. Lineage: Eukaryota; Metazoa; Chordata; Actinopteri; Siluriformes; Trichomycteridae. Gene Ontology annotation, cellular component: actin cytoskeleton. The record is from RefSeq and is a predicted model, not a curated record.
AUGGAAGAGGACUUUGAACGCCGCAGAGAGCUUCGGAGGCAAAAGCGAGAGGAGAUGCAGAAAGAGGCAGAGAAGAUGAACUACCAAAAUCCUGACGAUGAUGAAGAGGCCGCUCGAGAACAAAGGAGGCGAGCCCGGCGGGAAAGACUGCGCAACAUGGAGAAUGAAGAGAAGAGCAACACUAACUCAGAACUCAACAACACUGAAUGUGUAACGGACACAGCAAUAAUUACCAAUCCAGCCACCAACGAUGAUGAUCAGGCUCUUCUAGAUCGGCUAGCAAAGCGCGAGGAACGCAGGCAGAGAAGGAUGAAGGAGGCUUUGGAGAGACAGAAGGAGUUUGAUCCAACCAUCACUGAUGGAGAGAUUACUGUUACUCAGACCUCUGAAGACAGGCCAGGCCACAGUAGCCGUCUUACUGAUGCAGAGGAGGAGACGACCAAAAACCAGGUCUCCACAUUAGAGAGUAAUGCCUGGAGAGAGGAGGAAAAGAAAGACGAAGAGAAAGUUGAGGACGUAAAGGUGGAAGUGCAAGAGACCUUCACAGUAAAGGAAGAACUAGAGACAGAGCCAGCUUCAGAAGAAUCAAAACAAGAAAGUCUGGAGAAGAACGUGGAGGAGAAGAUAGAAGAGAGAUCCUGGAGAUCCUACCUCAAAGAUGAGGAGUCAAUCGAGGAAAAUAAGCAAGCUCUCCUAAGAAAUGAGGAAGAGAUUGAGGAUCAAGCUGUAAGAACAAACAAAGUGGCUGAGGAAAAUACAGAAAAAACAGAAAUAGAAAUUAUGGAUUUAGAAAAGAAUCAGGAUAAAGAUGAAAGUUUGCUAGCAAAGGAUGACAUACUGGUUGAAUCUGUACAAGAAAAGGAAAAGGUUGAGGUUGUUGCCAAUGAGGAACCCACAAUUGAGGUUAAAACUGAGGAGGACAAAAGGCCUGCUGGGAAUGAAGAGGGGACACCAUCAGAAACACCAGCUGCUCUAAUUCAAGAGGAACCUCCAGUAAAUGAAGAUACAUUUAAACCACCACUGGAAAACAGAGUAGUAGAAAAAGUGAAACAAGAGGAACAGAAAUCUUACAUGCUAGAGAAGAAACCUGAAGAAAAGCCAGACAGGUCAAAUAUGGAAAUAAGGGUAAAGAUUGAACUUCCAAAAAACCAAGUUGAAGAAAAGCCACCUAUAAAAGCUGAGGAAAAAUUUGUAACACCGCAGAAGAUUGAAGAGAAACCACCAGUGAAAAAGGAAGAUGAGCCAAAACAAAAAUGGAAGAAGGAGGUAGAAGAAAAACCCAAAACAAAAAUAGAGGACAAAGCUAAACCGAAGGAGAAGGAACCUCUGAAGCAGCAGAAUGAAGAAGACACUUCAGAUAAACUCAAACAUGAGAAGCUAUUUGGCCGUGUGGCACUGCGUUCACCUGAGGUGAAAAAACCAGACCCCACAGCAAAGCAAGAAGCUGAGCAUAAGCUGGUGGAGCUGAAGCGUCGGAGGAACGAGACGGAUGGUGAAGAGAUUGAGAAAAUGAAGCAGAAACAGCAGAUGGCCGAGGCUGAGCUCGAGGAACUGAAGAGGAAGAGAGAGGAGAGGAGGAAGAUCCUGGAGGAAGAGGAGAGGCAGAAAAAACAAGAGCUGGCUGAAAAGAAAGCCAAGGAAGAGCAAGAGAGGCAAAAGAUGAAGGAAGAGAUUGAGCGCAGAAGAACCGAGGCAGCUGAGAAGAAACGGCAAAAAGAAGAAUCCACUGAAGACGCCAAGACACCAUUCAAAUGUGUGUCUCCUAAAGGAGCUUCAGCAAAGAUUGGGGAGAAAGCUGAAUUCCUAAACAAGUUAGCCCAAAAAACAACGGUAAAGGCACCCCACACUCCACUUGUAUGUAAGAUAGGCAACAGGCUGGAGCAGUAUACCUCCGCUGUUCAGACUAAGGAUAUUAAGUCCCCUAAGUCUCCUAAGGACCUUCCAGUGGUGGAGGGUGUUCGUAACAUUAAGAGCAUGUGGGAGAAGGGAAACGUACAGAGCUCUGCAGCUCCACCUACCAGCACCACUGACACCACCGUCAACAAGGAAAUAGCUGGAAUGAACACUGGAGUGUCAGGUCGCAUCAGCAGCUGGAAGACCAAGACUCCAGAGACUAAGACUCCUGAAACAAAGCCCCAAGAGAAAAAGAUCCCCGAACUUAGGAGCCCAAAACCAACUGAGACAAAACCGACUGAAACUAAGCAACAAGAUACAAAGGUUUCUGAGAAAAAGACCACAGAGGUAAAGACUCCAACAGUCGAGAAGCCUAUCCCAGAGGUAAAGACCCCUGCACUCGGAAAGCCUAUCCCAGAGGUAAAGACCCCAACACUCGGAAAGUCUAUCCCAGAGGUAAAGACCCCUGCACUCGGAAAGCCUAUCCCAGAGGUAAAGACCCCAACACUCGGAAAGUCUAUCCCAGAAGUAAAGACCCCUGCACUCGGAAAGCCUAUCCCAGAAGUAAAGACCCCAACACUCGGAAAGUCUAUCCCAGAAGUAAAGACCGCAGCACUCGGAAAGCCUAUCCCAGAGGUAAAGACCCCAGCACUCAGAAAGUCUAUCCCAGAAGUAAAGACCCCUGCACUCGGAAAGUCUAUCCCAGAAGUAAAGACCCCUGCACUCGGAAAGUCUGCCGCUGGAAAACCGGAACCAAAGCCAAAUGACGUGUCUAAAACCCGCGGCCUGUGGGAACCCAAGGGCAACACCACCCCCAAGGUGUUUGGACAGAGGACUACACCAUUCACAAACGGCAAGUAUAAAUUUAUACGUUUUCCCCUCUUUCUUUUUAAAAAAAAUACAAUUCACACAAUCUUUCUCCAAUCUUUCUAG